AUGACAACUUUCUCAAGAACAAAACGUGUUACUGAUCCACUCGACGAUGCAGCCAAGGCUCGGAUCUUUGGCAACGUCAGCAUCAGCCUAGACCAAGAGUCUCCUCGAAUCUGCGAGCUCGUAGACGGAAUUUUCGAGGAUGGUCCCGAAGAGACGUUCUACGAUUCUGACUCCGACUUGUCCGAGAAUUCCGCAAUGGAAUGUUCUAAUGAAGCGAGUGAAGAGACUGUAAAGACGGCUCUGAGCUUCUCCGAAUCGGAUCCUUAUCGGAAUCUAUUGCUUUCUCACGUUCUGAAAGGCGUAGAGGCAUAUUCGGGUCUUAGGUCGAGGCAGAAAUCUGUUUUCCGUGACAAAGUAGCAUCAUUUCUGCGAGAGCUAGGUCACGACGCCGCGGUUUGUGCGUCGAAGUGGUACUCUUCGGCUAAACUCACCGCCGGGAGUUACGAUUUCAUUGACGUCUUUUACAAGCCGUUGAAUGAUCGGUCGACGGCUGCGAUCCGUUACUUAGUCGAUCUAGACUUUGCUUCGGAGUUCGAGAUCGCAAGACCGACGCGCCAAUACGCGCGUGUGUUGCAGUUGCUGCCUCAUGUUUUCGUAGGGAAAGAGGAGAAUCUGAGGACGGUCGUGAGAGAGUCAUGCGACGCGGCGAAGCGUUCGAUGAAGAGCCGUGGCUUGUCUCUUCCUCCGUGGCGGAGAAGCUCUUACAUGCAGCGUAAGUGGUUCGGUCCGUACACAAGAAAGGUUGGAUCUAGCUUGGGAGUAACGUCGUCGUUUAAUAAAGACGCCGUUAGCUGCCGCUCUAUGGGGUUUGAUGACGCCGUCAACACUCGUUUGGUCAUAAGGACGUGA
Molecule: messenger RNA, 849 nt
Organism: Microthlaspi erraticum
Lineage: Eukaryota; Viridiplantae; Streptophyta; Magnoliopsida; Brassicales; Brassicaceae
Source: the annotation of a GenBank genome assembly